UAAAGGUAAACACAAGAUAUAUAUGAACUAAUAAAACAAUAAGAUUUAUGCAUCUUUUUUCUUUAAUUUUGAUUUUCUAUCUUAUUUAUCCUUUUUAAAUCUGGAAAAAGAACUAAUUGUGUUUUCAUUCGUCCACUUGUUUUUUUUUUCCUAUUCCUACUGAAAAAAGGAAAACGAAUGUAGGCCUCUCUAUAUAACAACAAUUGACCAACUUAAUUAGAAUGUAAAUAGUAUCCUUAAAGAAAAAGGAAAACGAAGCUUAGGUAACAUGAGGUCCUCCUCUUUGCAUGCUGCGUCUUGCUUAUUCAAGAACUCUAACAAAAUAAGAGUUUCUCUCGAUUCCUUGCCUGAUGAUCUUCUUGUGGAGAUUUCUUCACGUACCGCUGCUUCUUCCUUGUCAGCGGUUCGUAAUCUCAGAUUAGUUUCCAAAACGUUUAAUAGAACAUGCGAUGAAAAAUACGUAAUCUCUCGACUUUCCCUCCACGAACUCACCCUUCUGACUUGGUAUCAUUAUCAAGACCCUGAACUUGAAAGGAAGGUAAGGACCGAACAUGAAAGGAAGAUAUUUAACAAAAAAAAAGAACUUGAAAGGAAGGCAAGGACCGAAAGAUUAUCUAACUUCUACAAGAGAUGUCGAAGGAACGGGAAUCCUGAAGCCUUGUAUCGCAAAGGAAUCAUCAACUACUUUCGGAGAAACCAGAAACACAAAGGACUCAAACUUUUGUCUCAAGCUGCGAAAAAAGGAAACAAAGAAGCAACCUAUGUUUAUGGACUGAUCCUAAUCUGUGGUGGAGGCAGAGACAUCUACGAGGAGGGACCAGUUUUGCAUGGAGGCGAAACAAAACAAGAGGGUUUCAAGAUCUUGUCUUCUUUAAUAAAACCGUUAAUGUCGAAAACGUUGGAGGAGCUGGUGGAUAUGAGGGACAAGAUUGGAGGCAGCAUUCGGUGGCUUGGCACACCGGUGAUGAAAGAGCUCAAAAGAGCGUACGUUCCAGACAAGUGCGGGUGUGAUGGUCGAACUAGUGAAUUCUUAUCAUAUAAUUGUGCUUGGCAUCGAUACGGCGAGGAUAACGACAUGAAUACUUCUUCUGCAUGUGAGAUCUGUCUGUGGGAUCAUGAAGUUAAAAUGUUUUUUAAUGAGUGA
Brassica napus (rape) is the source of this 1144-nucleotide messenger RNA. Its product is annotated as putative F-box protein At1g67623. The record is from RefSeq and is a predicted model, not a curated record. Gene Ontology annotation, molecular function: protein binding. Bases 269 to 1144 code for a protein of 291 amino acids. NCBI's taxonomy places the organism in Eukaryota, Viridiplantae, Streptophyta, Magnoliopsida, Brassicales, Brassicaceae. The transcript has 2 exons.